UAAGAGUUGGUUUUAAUCCUUUCUUUAGAACAUCCCUAUAACUCGAAGGACAAGAGUCGUUGCCUCCACUAAAAUCAUCUGAUAUGUUUUCCCUAUUGCACCUGCACCCAGAAGACAUGGUAAUGUUCGACCACCAGUAGAUUCAUCAACCGUAUAUCAGACUGCUGUUGGUGGGCUCAGCAUGACUGGUUGUUUGGCAGAUUUUUCUCUUUACAUUUUUCAUCCUUAUGGUGGAGGGAAAAAAGCUGGAGCAUCAGGAAAAGAAAGUCGAGAAACGUCACCUCUCACUACUAGUGAACGAAAAGAUUCCCUUAGUUUGCAAGUGGAAUUCGUAAAAGUAAAUAUUUCUCGGAGUAGAAAGAUUAAUUUAAGUCAUAUAGAAGGAAAUGUAUCUCAGAAACCAAACAGAAGUGGUGAUUCUGGAGGAGCUGUCAUUAGAUUUUCAGCUAUCUGUGACAUUGGAUCAGCUUCCUUUAAGUAUGACAUGAGACGUCUUACUGAAAUCUUAGCAUUUCCUAAAGCUUGGUAUCGACGGAGUAUUGCAAGACGAAUGUUUCUUGGAGAUCAAAGUACAAGUGCUCUGUAUAGUGAUCAAGAAGAUUCAGUAGAAACAAGUAGUAGCAGUGGAACAUUAUCACCAAGUGCUAGCAGAGCAGAAUGCUUUCCCUUCAGUUCUCCUCGUGUAUCUACUUCUUCCCAUACAUCCAUAGGAACUACACAAAUUAUAGACAGCUCAAUUUCGGUGACCACACCUAUCAAGUCAGAAUUGCAGUUGCCAUCACAAACAAUGGAUCAGUCAAUGGGUGAUGUAAAAAUUUCUAAUCUUGGAGUUAGUUCUUGUCUUUCUGAUGUGUCAGCAAGUGAUAUUUCUCACCCAACAAUUGUUCCUGAAGGAAGAAAGCAUAGUAGAGAUCAUCUAUGGUUAAAUUUAGGCAACAUACCAAAUUUUGUAGAAAGUUCUGAUUAUCAAAAUACUAGUAAGUUAGGAAGUUCAAAUGUUUCAUUUACUGAUUCUAAAGAAAGUAAGUCGUCACAGCAAUCAUCAACCCCAUUACAUACAAAUCGUUUGGGAAGCACAUGGGAAACACUAGUAUUAUUUGCUGUAAAUUUGUCAAAGUUAAGUGUUCAUAUGAAUAUGGGAAAUGUUAUGGGAAAUACAAUGUAAGUAUUUAAU
Molecule: messenger RNA, 1174 nt
Organism: Centruroides sculpturatus (bark scorpion)
Lineage: Eukaryota; Metazoa; Arthropoda; Arachnida; Scorpiones; Buthidae
Exons: 6
Coding region: 182-1165 (327 amino acids)
Biological process (GO): synaptic vesicle endocytosis
Source: RefSeq, a predicted model, not a curated record